Cuscuta epithymum is the source of this 443-nucleotide messenger RNA. The record is from the annotation of a GenBank genome assembly. Lineage: Eukaryota; Viridiplantae; Streptophyta; Magnoliopsida; Solanales; Convolvulaceae.
GAGAUGCGUCAACACAGGGCAAGCGAGUUGUCCUUCCACCUACAUUUGUUGGGGGGGCUCGAUACAUGGUUCAAAAUUAUCAGGAUGCCAUGGCUAUCUGUCGAUGGGCAGGGUACCCAGAUCUAUUUUUGACUUUCACAUGUAACCCAAGAUGGCCUGAAAUUAAUAGCUUCCUUUCUUCAAGGAAUUUGAACCCUGAAGAUCGUCCCGAUAUAGUUUGUCGAGUGUUUAAGAUGAAGUUGGAUGGCUUGAUCAAAUAUCUAAGACAAAGUAAGUUGUUUGGACAAAUUCGAGCAGUGAUUUACACGGUUGAAUUCCAAAAGCGUGGGUUACCGCAUGCUCAUAUUUUAUUAUUCAUGGGAAAUGAAGACAAAUUUCCCACCCCAGCAGACAUUGACCGCGUUAUAUCUGCUGAAAUACCGGACGAGAGGGCUGAUCCUGAA